This is a messenger RNA of Coregonus clupeaformis (lake whitefish), 3122 nucleotides long. Its product is annotated as large neutral amino acids transporter small subunit 2. Gene Ontology annotation, cellular component: membrane. The record is from RefSeq and is a predicted model, not a curated record. NCBI's taxonomy places the organism in Eukaryota, Metazoa, Chordata, Actinopteri, Salmoniformes, Salmonidae. Gene Ontology annotation, molecular function: neutral L-amino acid transmembrane transporter activity; L-amino acid transmembrane transporter activity. Bases 212 to 1777 code for a protein of 521 amino acids. The transcript has 12 exons. Gene Ontology annotation, biological process: neutral amino acid transport; amino acid transmembrane transport.
GAGAAAUGGAGAAGGAACACUGAGCUAUACCAACAGAGAGGAAAGUUUAUCACAGACAGAUUCUUGGAAUUUGUGGUAAACACCUCAAGUUUCCUUCAGGAAAAGAAGACUCCUCUUAAACUGGUCUCCACUUCAACAAGGUAACACCAAACUGAGCUAGGUUGCACUGCACCUGCGCUUUUCAUCCAACAAAAGUAAUCUUGGAGACGAGAUGACCGACGGUCCUAGGCAGCGGGGCAAUGCAUCCGCAGAUGGGGAUACGCCCUCCACCGAAUCCACUAAAGAAGCCUCGGGAAGAGUGACCCUGAAGAAGGAGAUUGGCCUUGUCAGCGCAUGUGGAAUUAUUGUGGGUAACAUCAUCGGCUCAGGGAUCUUUGUGAGCCCAAAGGGCGUUCUGGAGAAUGCCAGCUCUGUGGGGCUGGCUCUCAUCGUGUGGAUUGUCACCGGAGUGAUCACAGCCAUUGGUGCACUCUGCUAUGCCGAGCUGGGCGUUACCAUCCCCAAGUCUGGAGGAGACUACUCGUAUGUCAAGGACAUAUUUGGAGGACUUGCCGGGUUCCUGCGUCUGUGGAUCGCGGUGUUGGUGAUCUACCCCACCAACCAGGCAGUCAUCGCCCUCACCUUCUCCAACUACGUCCUGCAGCCCCUAUUCCCCUCCUGCUUCCCCCCAGAGAGUGGCCUCCGCUUCCUGGCUGCUGUCUGUCUAUUGUUGCUGACGUGGGUGAACUGCUCCAGUGUGCGCUGGGCCACUCGUGUUCAGGAUGUCUUCACUACUGGGAAGCUGCUGGCCCUGGGUCUUAUCAUCAUCAUGGGCUUUGUGCAGAUCUGCAAAGGGGAAUAUUACUGGCUGGAGCCAGCGCAUGCAUUCGAGACGUUCCAGCCCUACGACAUUGGCCAGAUAGCCCUGUCCUUCCUGCAAGGCUCCUUUGCCUACGGGGGGUGGAACUUCCUCAACUAUGUCACAGAGGAGCUUGUCGACCCCUACAAGAACCUUCCUCGGGCCAUCUUCAUCUCCAUCCCUCUGGUGACUUUUGUUUACGUGUUCGCCAACAUCGCCUAUGUCACCGCCAUGAGUCCUCAGGAGCUGCUGGCCUCCAACGCCGUCGCUGUGACAUUUGGUGAGAAGUUACUUGGAGUGAUGUCAUGGAUCAUGCCCAUCUCUGUGGCUCUGUCUACCUUCGGGGGGGUCAAUGGCUCCCUCUUCACCUCGUCGCGGCUGUUUUUUGCUGGAGCGAGGGAAGGCCAUCUCCCCCGGGUACUGGCCAUGAUUCAUGUGAAACGCUGCACCCCAAUCCCAGCCCUGCUAUUCACUUGUAUAUCCACCCUACUGAUGCUGUGCACCAGUGACAUGUAUACCCUCAUCAACUAUGUGGGCUUCAUAAACUACCUCUUCUAUGGGGUCACUGUUGCUGGGCAGAUUGUGCUGCGCAUCAAACAGCCUGACCUGUAUCGGCCUAUCAAGGUGAGCCUGGUGUGGCCAGUGAUCUACCUGUUGUUCUGGGCCUUCCUGCUCAUCUUCUCGCUGUACUCUGAGCCCGUGGUGUGUGGCCUCGGCAUGGCUAUCAUGCUGACUGGAGUCCCUGUCUACUUCCUGGGGGUCUACUGGGACAACAAGCCCCAAUGCUUCAACACCUUCAUCGGUAAGAUGACCCUCGUGUGCCAAAAGUUCUGUGUGGUGGUGUACCCAGACAUGGGUGAAAGCAAAAAUGUAGGAAACCAGGGAUCAGAACAGGGACAGAAAGAAGAACAGGGGAAUGCAUUGAACCCAUCUGAAUGAACAUUGGCACAGGCAGAAACACGGAUGAACACAUUGUCACACUCUUAAAGGGUGUCAAGAGAGACUGGGAGACUUCAAAAGAUGGACAGAUGCACUCAAGGAAAAAUGCUACAGCACUGGGUUUUCUCUCUUAAAUGUUGACUGGCCUUAAGACUUUACACAUCUGCCUCAGUGCAAUACUACUGCCCAUUCCCAGGAGUCUGAGCUGCAAUAACAAUAUAGUGGAUAGAUAAGUCAUUUUGAGGUUCAGAUGUAAAUAUCAUUUCUUGUAGGAUCUGUUUUUGGUAAAUGUUGUACUGUAUUGUCUUUUAUUUUGGUAACUGUUUUAUUUCUGUUUUGGUUGUGGCAGUUGUUUAAUAGUGAUCUUAAUGUAUAGUCUCCCACAUAACACUAAAAAAAGUGUAAUUCCCUAAAUGUUUUUGAUUUACUGCAUUUCAUUUAUCACCCCUUUUUAUUGGCUUAUGUUGUUAUACAUGAGUGUAAUGUUUUCUGCAGUCUGCUCUUUAACAUACUGUACUGUAGCGGCAGGUGUAUGGCAUACUCCUGAACGAUCAGAUCGUUUUAUGUGAUAUAGCCACUUUAAAGUCACCUUAUCUCACUCUCACAUAACUUGUUAAAAUCUUGAACAUCAAUGCAUAUUAUUUUAAAUUCUUGCAAAAGAACUAGCAUGACCCAUACACUGAAAGUAAUAAUAAUGUAAACAACUGAUUAAUAUAGAAAUGCUGCACAGAAAAUAUAUAAUUUACAUGACGUUUUGCUCAAAGGGGCACACCUCAGCUGUGUAUAGUUGUCAAUAAUAAUGCACUGCACUCCUAUAAUGCCAGUCACAGGUCUUUUUAGCAAUGAUUGAAAUGUUUGGUAUUACUGUGCUGCUCAGCACGGAAGUGCUCUAUUCCUUACACUUUCAAGUUUCAUUACCAUUUUAUAUUCUACAAUAUCAAUACAAACAAGCAAUGAAACACACUACUAGUCACUUGAAAUGUAUGCAAUCCCUCUCACUGUGAACUGCCACCAUCUUUCUUACAUGCUUUGUUACCCUGUUUGUAAAGCAACAACAGGCAGCUCGCGCCAUGACAAUAUUACCUCUCUAAGUGAAAAUUAACAUGCACGCUCCCACUGUCUCCUUGUGGUGCUGGGAAGCCCCAUGCUGGUGGUUUAGUUUGUCACAUUAAAAUCCUCCCACAAACACAAUUACCUCUCUGCUCCAUUUAUGUGGUCAGAUGUACGCUUCAGAGGACAUUACUUCACUUUCCAUGUGAUAUUCAAUGCCGCCUUGAAGAUGUAUGCAAUAUAUGUGCCACCACUGUUUUGUAAUAACAUGUAAUACAGCUCUUCAUCAACACCA